AUGUUUAGUACGAUUAGACGUUGGGCAAGUGGUUCUGAUAGCGAAAGCCUUGUCGAAAGGUAUACGAAGGACUUAUCUCAAAUUACUUCAAAGAUUCAUGAUCUGGAGUUGACAAUGAAGAAGAACCAAGCUAAUUUGGAUUAUUGGCAACAUGAGUUGACUUAUUAUGGUUCUGGGUUUACCAUGCUGGUAUUUGCGUACUGUUAUUGGUAUUUUAAAGAUCAAAAAUUAUUAAUUAUUAUAAGCGUCUUAGCUAGUAUAAUAGUGGUGAUCUUUGCUAAGUGGAGUCUGAUAAAGUUGAAUAGUAUAGUAAGAAAUCGCAGAAACAAGCAAUUGAGUGUAUUACGUGGCUUACAUCAAGAGAAAUUAGAAAAAUUGAAGGAAGACACUAAUUUUAAUGCCACGAAUUCUAUUAUACAAAGGUUCUCUUCAGGUGAAAACCAAAGUGAGGAUAUGGUUCUGUUAUUAAAUGAAGAAAUUAAUGACAAAUAUAAAGAAUUGAAUGAAGUUAAAGAAGAAUUAAUCAGCUUGAAGAAGAAUGAUGCUAUCAUGAAUGAUAAAGAAGAAAGAGAUAAAUGGUUCGAUAGAAUUAUUGGAAUUGUAGCCGGUGGAAAUGAAGUAACGAAGCCAAUUGUAUGUCCUAAAUGUUCUAAACAUUUUGGCCUCUUUAGAAUGGAUAGACCCAUUAAAUACAAAUGCCCAGAAUGUGGGAAUAUAAUUGACGAAAUCAAUAAUCAAGAAGUUAAUAAACCAUUCCCUAUUACCCCUACUGACGACCCUGAGUCAGAAAUAAUAGAGAAACAAUAA
Vanderwaltozyma polyspora DSM 70294 is the source of this 807-nucleotide messenger RNA. RefSeq names its product Lnp1p (gene LNP1). Gene Ontology annotation, cellular component: endoplasmic reticulum tubular network. The transcript has a single exon. The coding region runs from base 1 to 807 and encodes 268 amino acids. The record is from RefSeq and is a predicted model, not a curated record. Gene Ontology annotation, biological process: endoplasmic reticulum tubular network organization. Lineage: Eukaryota; Fungi; Ascomycota; Saccharomycetes; Saccharomycetales; Saccharomycetaceae.